Molecule: messenger RNA, 1281 nt
Organism: Zingiber officinale
Lineage: Eukaryota; Viridiplantae; Streptophyta; Magnoliopsida; Zingiberales; Zingiberaceae
Product: probable serine/threonine-protein kinase PBL16
Exons: 6
Coding region: 99-1178 (359 amino acids)
Biological process (GO): protein phosphorylation
Molecular function (GO): ATP binding; protein kinase activity
Source: RefSeq, a predicted model, not a curated record
UCUCCGUGUUCCUUGUUCUUCCCUUGUCUUUAAGUAGCCAAAGCUCAUAUGCUCUUUCAGUGGUCAUGCAAUCUCGGUGAACAUUUCUGUUGGAAAUCAUGGGAAAUUGUGGGUCGAAGGCAAACCCCACUUCGAGAAGAGUCUCUGACUCUCUAAAGCAAGAAUCUCCACAAGUUCAAAGUCCAAGAGCCGAAAAGGAGAAGGAGAUUAGCAAGCUGCCAUCGAACGCAAAGGAGGUCGAGGACUUGAGGAAGGAAACUGCAGGGAAUCCUCUGGUAUCGUUCACUUUCAGUGAACUCAAGUUUAUCACUGAAAAUUUCAAGAGGGAGAACCUUUUGGGAGUCGGAGGCUUUGGGUGUGUGCACAGAGGAUUCAUCACCGAGAAUGUUAAGCAAGGGCUUCAACCUGUGCAAGUGGCUGUGAAGGUUCAUGAUGCUGAUAACAGUUUCCAGGGUCACAGGGAGUGGCUGGCUGAGGUUAUAUUCCUUGGACAACUUUCGCAUCCGAAUUUAGUGAAGUUAAUCGGAUACUGCUGCGAAGGCGAGCACCGAGUUUUGGUAUAUGAGUUCAUGGCAAGGGGGAGUGUGGAAUCUCAUCUCUUCUCUAGAAUGCUUGUCUGCCUUCCCUGGGCUAUCAGAAUGAAGAUUGCAUUUGAUGCUGCAAAAGGGCUUGCUUUCCUCCAUGAGGCUGAAAAGCCAGUCAUAUUCCGCGAUUUUAAAACUUCAAAUAUUCUUUUGGACCAGGCCUACAAUGCAAAGCUUUCAGAUUUUGGUCUCGCAAAGAAUGGUCCAGUAGGAGAUACAUCUCAUGUUACAACUAGAAUAAUGGGGACCUAUGGCUAUGCAGCACCAGAGUAUUUGAAAACAGGCCAUUUGACUGCGAUGAGCGACGUCUACAGCUUUGGGGUCGUCCUACUCGAGCUCGUGACAGGGAAGAGAUCACUGGACAAGUCUCGGCCAGUGCGUCAGCAAUAUCUGGUGGAUUGGGUUGUGCCAUAUCUGACUCAGAAGAAGAGGGUGCUGGCUGUUGUUGAUCCCAGGUUGGGCAAAAACUACCCUGAGCGAGCUGUUCAAAAAGUGGCAAGGUUGGCCUACCACUGCCUCAACCACAACCCCAAGGCCAGGCCGCUGAUGAGGGAUGUAGUGGACUCCUUGGAACCUCUUCAGCUACUUGCUUGAUCAUGUAAUCCGUGUUAUUUCCGUCUUCAGAUCCAGUGUAUAAUAUGCGUGGCUGCAUUAGAUACUUUCCAAUCUAGCACUCAAAAAGUCUAUUUUGUUCUUA